UUCAGAUCUCAUCGAUUUCUUGUCGUUUCAUCGGAUUCGUCAGAUCUCAUCGUUUUCUCGUCGUUUCAUCGGUCCCAGAUCAAAUCUAGCAUCGUUUUUGUUUGCAGGGAUCUGCUAAUUGGUAGGCUAUCUUCAAGCAAACAUGCAUGGUUAUGAGCAUGACCUUGAUGAGGAAGCUGGGUAUGAUGACUAUUACAGCGAUGAUGAGGAUGAAUAUGAGGAUGAGGAUGAGGAAGAGGAAGAAGAAAGACAACCUCCUAAGGAAGAAUUAGAAUAUCUAGAAUUGCGCCAAAAGUUGAAGGAAUCAAUUAGGAAGAACAUGGGAAAAGGAAGUGCUAAUGCUCAAUCUUCACAAGAGAGAAGAAGAAAACUUCCUUACAACGACUUUGGUUCCUUCUUUGGUCCUUCACGGCCUGUUAUUUCCUCAAGGGUUAUACAAGAAAGCAAAUCCUUGCUAGAAAAUGAGAUACGGACAGCUAAAAUGUCGAAUUCGAGCCAAACUAAGAAAAGACCUGUUUCGACAAGCGGUUCAGGAAGUAAGAAUGUGUCGCAAGAGAAGAGGCCUAGAGUUGUGAAUGAGGUGAGAAGGAAAGUUGAGACUCUUAAGGAUACAAGAGACUAUUCGUUUUUGUUUUCCGAUGACGCGGAACUUCCUGUUCCGAAGAAGGAACCUUUGUCUCGAAGUGGGUCCUUUCCCAAUUCUGAGGCUCGAUCUGCUCAAUUAUCAGCGAGGCCCAAACAAUCAUCAGGUAUCAAUGGUAGAACUGCUCACAGUCCCCAUCGUGAGGAGAAGAGACCUGUUUCAGCGAAUGGGCAUUCAAGACCGUCAUCCUCUGGCAGUCAUAUGAAUCAGUCAAGAACGUCUUCCUCUGGCAGUAAAAUGAAUCAUUUAAGACCAGCUACCUCGGGCAGCCAAAUGCAAAAUUCAAGACCGGCUUCCUCUGGCAGCCAAAUGCAGUCGAGAGCUGUCUCAGGGAGACCUGCUUCCUUAGGCAGCCAAAUGCAAAAUUCAAGACCGGCUUCCGCUGGUAGCCAAAUGCAACAAAGGACUGCGUCCUCAGGUAGUCAAAGACCGGGUUCCUCGACAAACCGUCAAGCACCCAUGAGGCCACCAGGUUCAGGUUCCACAAUGAAUGGUCAAUCAGCCAACCGGAAUGGGCAACCGAAUUCCAGAUCAGAUUCCCAAAGAUCAGCUCUUGCGAAAGUGCCAGUGGAUCAUAGGAAACAGAUGAGCAGUAGCAAUGGAGUUGGUCCUGGUCGGUCAGCGUCGACGGCACGACCUUUGCCUUCUAAGACUUCAUUGGAAAGAAAACCCUCCAUCUCGGGAGGAAAGAGUUCUCUUCAAAGUGCUCAGAGACCAUCCUCAUCAAGACCAAUGUCAUCUGAUCCUAGGCAACGGGUAGUAGAACAGAGAAAGGUUUCCCGUGACAUGGCCACACCCCGAAUGAUACAAAAACAAUCAGUGCCUACCUCGAAACAUCAGAUGAUGAGUAAACCAGCGCCCAAGAGACCUCCCUCGCGUGAUAUAGAUCAUGAUAGGAGGCUGCUGAAGAAGAGGAAGCCUGCAAGAAGGUCAGAGGACGAAGAAGCUUUCGACAUGCUUAGACAGUUGUUACCAUCCAAGAGUUAUUCUCGGUAUGACGAUGAUGAUAUAAACAUGGAAGCAGGCUUUGAAGAUAUCCAAAAGGAAGAGAGACGAAGUGCAAGAAUCGCAAGGGAGGAAGAUGAAAGAGAACUUAAGCUCUUAGAGGAAGAAGAAAGGAGAGAAAGACUGAGAAAGAAUCGGAAGCUGAGCCAUUAAAAAAGUUAGACUUUUGCUCUGUCUUCUUUUAGGACUUCAAAUAUUUUUCAGUGUUUUCGCAUUACAAUCUCUUUGGCCGCUUGAGGCAAAAAAGAGUUUGACCUUUUUUUUUUGUUUUGUGUUUUCAAAUUAAGGAUCUUUUGUUCUUGAAAUUAGUAGUAACUUUAUUGGGGGAUUAGCCAAAAAUCAAUAACAUGUUGAAAUUGUACAA
Molecule: messenger RNA, 2012 nt
Organism: Arabidopsis lyrata subsp. lyrata
Lineage: Eukaryota; Viridiplantae; Streptophyta; Magnoliopsida; Brassicales; Brassicaceae
Product: protein SPT2 homolog
Exons: 9
Coding region: 143-1801 (552 amino acids)
Biological process (GO): regulation of DNA-templated transcription; nucleosome assembly
Cellular component (GO): nucleolus
Molecular function (GO): histone binding; DNA binding
Source: RefSeq, a predicted model, not a curated record